Saccharomyces eubayanus is the source of this 2088-nucleotide messenger RNA. RefSeq names its product MRX complex nuclease subunit (gene MRE11). Bases 1 to 2088 code for a protein of 695 amino acids. The transcript has a single exon. Gene Ontology annotation, cellular component: Mre11 complex; nucleus. The record is from RefSeq and is a predicted model, not a curated record. Gene Ontology annotation, biological process: mitochondrial double-strand break repair via homologous recombination; double-strand break repair via homologous recombination; mitotic G2 DNA damage checkpoint signaling. NCBI's taxonomy places the organism in Eukaryota, Fungi, Ascomycota, Saccharomycetes, Saccharomycetales, Saccharomycetaceae. Gene Ontology annotation, molecular function: manganese ion binding; 3'-5'-DNA exonuclease activity; DNA endonuclease activity.
AUGGAGUAUCCUGAUCCAGAUACAAUAAGGAUCCUAGUCACCACCGACAAUCAUGUGGGCUACAACGAAAACGAUCCCAUUACAGGUGACGAUUCCUGGAAAACUUUCCAUGAAGUUAUGAUGCUAGCUAAGAACAACAACGUAGACAUGGUCUUACAGUCAGGGGACCUUUUCCAUGUAAAUAAGCCUUCCAAGAAAUCACUGUAUCAAGUGCUAAAGAGUUUGAGAUUAUCUUGCAUGGGUGACAAACCUUGCGAACUGGAAUUAUUGAGCGAUCCCUCCCAAGUUUUCCAUUAUGACGAGUUCACCAAUGUUAAUUAUGAAGACCCGAACUUUAAUAUCUCUAUUCCUGUCUUUGGCAUAUCAGGUAAUCAUGAUGAUGCUUCGGGAGACUCACUGUUAUGUCCUAUGGAUAUACUCCAUGCUACUGGCCUAAUCAAUCAUUUUGGUAAAGUCAUUGAAUCUGAUAAAAUAAAAAUCGUGCCAUUGUUAUUCCAGAAGGGGUCUACCAAGCUAGCAUUGUACGGACUAGCUGCUGUUCGCGAUGAAAGGUUAUUCAGAACUUUUAAAGAUGGUGGCGUCACUUUCGAAGUGCCAACUAUGCGUGAAGGUGAAUGGUUUAAUUUGAUGUGUGUUCAUCAAAAUCACACUGGCCACACUAACACUGCAUUUCUACCUGAACAAUUUCUUCCUGAUUUUCUGGAUCUGGUAAUAUGGGGCCAUGAGCAUGAAUGUAUACCAAAUCUUGUACACAAUCCGAUGAAGGGUUUCGAUGUCUUACAACCUGGUUCAUCUGUAGCCACAUCUCUUUGUGAAGCUGAAGCACAACCCAAAUAUGUGUUCAUUCUCGAAAUAAAAUAUGGAGAGGCACCAAAAAUGACUCCUAUUCCUUUAGAGACUAUACGUACAUUCAAAAUGAGAUCCAUUUCGUUACAAGAUGUUCCUCAUUUGAGACCUCAUGAUAAAGAUGUAACUUCCAAAUACCUCAUCGAACAAGUGGAAGAAAUGAUCGAGGAAGCCAACGAGGAGACCAAGCGUAAACUUGGAGACGAUGCUGAUGGUGAUAUGAUCUCCGAAUUACCCAAGCCAUUGAUCAGAUUGCGUGUUGACUAUAGUGCACCUCCCAAUAAACAGUCUCCAAUUGAUUACCAAGUUGAAAACCCGCGCAGAUUUAGUAAUCGCUUUGUAGGGCGUGUGGCUAAUGGUAAUAACGUCGUUCAGUUUUAUAAAAGAAGAUCUCCUGCUACUAGAUCGAAGAACCUCGGUCUAAAUGGAACAAAUAUUAGUGAUAGAGAUGUAGAGAAACUCCUGAACGAAAGCGGUGGCGAACUGGAAGUUCAAACUUUGGUCAACGAUCUCUUGAACAAAAUGCAGCUAUCUCUCUUACCGGAGGUUGGUUUAAAUGAAGCAGUGAAGAAGUUUGUAGAUAAAGAUGAAAAAACAGCAUUAAAAGAAUUUAUCAGUCAUGAAAUAUCAAAUGAAGUGGAUAUAUUGUCUACAAAUAAUGAAUUUCUACAAACUGAAGAUACAGAGGAGAUGAAAGCGCUUAUAAAACAAGUCAAACGUGCUAAUUCUGUUAGGCCAGCCACUCCCAUGGAAAAUGACGAGGCCAGUCUUUCACUUGAUAACAACCGACUGAGUUCUUUUCAACCCAGUAAUGAAUUACGCCGGGACAAGCCUUCAAGUACUGCUCAAUCUCAUGUUAGUAAGGAAGCAGAAGUAGACCGUACAAAAGAAUUUGAAAGUGUUAAACCAACAAAGAAAACUAGGUCUACACGAACCGUAAGAAGAAAAAAAACUGCUGCUCCUUCAGACUCGAUUGUUAUAUCCGAUGCAGAAAAUGAAUUCGAAGAUGAUAAUGAUGCUCGAGUCGAUGAUGUUGAUGUUGAUGAAGAUGAUAUAAUUAUGGUCAGUACUGACGAAGAGGAUGCAAGUUACGGCUUGAUUAGUGGUAGGAAAACAAAAAGAAAGAGCCGUUCGCCUGCAGGUACGAAGGCUUCCUCCACGAGAGGUAAAGGAAGAGCAAAAGCGACAAGGACGCCAAAAACGGAUAUCCUUGGAAGCCUCCUUGCUAAAAAGAGGAAAUAG